UCGGCUUCCUUACCCAGCGUGCACUUCAAUGACAUUCUGAGCUUUUAUAAGUCAGUUCUCUGCAGCGGGGUUUAAAGAUGUCGUUAACCUUUUUAUUCCGAACAAUUACAAGAGACUUUGCAAAGCUCAACGUUACUGGUUCAGUUUCAAUCAGUAUUUGCCAGCAUGUACAGUCGUUACACACAGGUUGUCAGCUCUUGGCAGCGGAGAAAGCCCUCCUGAUCAAACUGCGGAAAAGCACUGGCUACACUUUCAUUAACUGCAAGAAAGCACUGGAGAGGUUCGAUAAUGACGUAACACAGGCAGAAACCUGGCUGCAUGAGCAGGCCCAGAAGGAGGGCUGGAGCAAAGCAAGCAAGCUGGAGGGUCGCAAAGCCAAAGAGGGACUGGUUGGCCUGUUUAUUCAAGAGCAAGCUGCAGUUAUGGUGGAGGUGAACUGUGAAACAGACUUUGUGGCCCGUAAUGAGAAGUUCCAACAGCUGGUUAAGGAUGUUGCAUUCGUCACCUUGGCUCACCACCGGAAUAAAACCCAAAGCAAGACAGGAUAUGUUAAGAGUGUCCUGGCAAGUGAUGAGUUAAACAAACUCCGUGUGGAUGAAGGAGCUUCACUUUCUGAUCGGGUGGCUCUCACAAUUGGUCGCCUCGGUGAGAACAUGUCAGUGAGGCGGGCAGUGAUGGUGGAUGUGCCAAAGGAGUGGCACAUUGGCUCAUAUGUACACGGUGGUGUGCGCGACCAGACUGAGGUGGCCAUGGGUCGCUACGCCGCCCUGGUCGUAUUUCAUGGGGGGGAGAAGCGAAAAUUAGAAGUUCUAGGACGUAAGCUGGGACAGCAUAUAGUGGGAGAGUCCCCUGUGUCCCUGGGCAACAUGGAUGACCUGCCUUGUGGUGAAAGUGAGACACGUCUGCUUCCUCAGACCUUCAUGGGAGACCCCAGCAGGACUGUUGCACAGUUCCUCAGAGGUCAACAAGCUCGAGUGCUGGACUUUGUCCGAUUUCAGUGUGGAGAGACAGCCAGUGAAGAAGCUAAAUGAAGGGAUGACAAAUUAUUUUGGAUAAAUAAUUACCCUGUGUCUUUAUUUAAUAUUAAGAUAUAAAUGCAACUACCCAUUUAUUCUUGAACAUUCAGAAAGCAGACUAUUUGAAAGCAGAAUAUACCAGCACUGGUGCCUGAUGAAAUUACCAA
Molecule: messenger RNA, 1183 nt
Organism: Cyclopterus lumpus (lumpfish)
Lineage: Eukaryota; Metazoa; Chordata; Actinopteri; Perciformes; Cyclopteridae
Gene: tsfm
Product: Ts translation elongation factor, mitochondrial
Exons: 7
Coding region: 78-1031 (317 amino acids)
Biological process (GO): mitochondrial translational elongation
Cellular component (GO): mitochondrial matrix
Molecular function (GO): protein binding; translation elongation factor activity
Source: RefSeq, a predicted model, not a curated record